Chenopodium quinoa (quinoa) is the source of this 504-nucleotide messenger RNA. RefSeq names its product acyl-acyl carrier protein thioesterase ATL3, chloroplastic-like. Gene Ontology annotation, molecular function: fatty acyl-[ACP] hydrolase activity. Gene Ontology annotation, cellular component: chloroplast. The record is from RefSeq and is a predicted model, not a curated record. The transcript is spliced from 4 exons. Bases 1 to 504 code for a protein of 167 amino acids. Lineage: Eukaryota; Viridiplantae; Streptophyta; Magnoliopsida; Caryophyllales; Amaranthaceae.
AUGAGUGGGUUCGUAGAGAUUGAACUCAAAGUACGGGACUAUGAAUUGGAUCAAUAUGGUGUUGUUAACAAUGCGGUCUAUUCUAGUUAUUGUCAACUUGCACAUCAUGAGGUUUUAGAAAGACUUGGUCUGGCUGGUGAUACAGUUGAAAGCAGUGUUGGUACAAUAGCACUGUCAAAACUUUCACUCAAUUUCCUGGCACCUCUCAAGGGUGGAGACAAGUUUGUUCUGAAGGUAACGCUGGCGAAAUACUCGGCUGCUCGAGUAUUCUUUGAACAUUUUAUCUACAAGUUGCCGAAUCAUGAGCCGAUCCUUGAAGCGAAUUCAGUUGGUGUUUUACUGGACAAAAAUUAUCGUCCUGUUCGUUUUCCUACAGAAGUGAGAUCUAAGUUAGAAGAGUUUAUGAUGCAUCAAGAAGGCUCGACGCUUAUUCAUCAUACUAUGCCUACUGCUGCCGCGCCAUUGAAUGGGUUGAUGGCCAUUAAUGAUUUCAAAUCUAUGUGA